AUGGACGCGCUCCGCUCGACAAUACAGCCCAUUACGCACAACCUACCGGGUCCCAUUCGCGACCUCGGCGUGUCCAUCAUCGGUGACACGUGCUACAAGACGCUCCUGCUCGACGUCGAUCUCGAAAACACGGACUGCCUCAAGCUGGCCAUCAGCAAGGCGCUCGGCAUUGGCAUCGUGGGCGCGUCGUCGGUCGUGAAGGUGCCCCAGAUUAUCAAGCUCGUGCGAUCGCAAUCGGCGAGCGGCGUGUCGUUCCUCUCGUACCUACUCGAGACCAGCAGCUACCUCAUCUCGCUCGCCUACAACGUCCGCAACGCGUUCCCCUUCAGCACCUACGGCGAGACGGCGCUUGUGUUGGGGCAGAAUGUGAUCAUCACGGUUCUCGUCCUGAACUACAGCGGCAGGGCCAGCAUGGCCGCGCUGUUUGUUGCCGUGCUCGCGGCCAGCGUGGCUACGCUCUUCAGUCAGGGCGUGCUGGACAUGCAGCAGCUGAGGUACCUCCAAGCUGGAGCCGGCGCCCUCAGCGUGGCGAGCAAGAUCCCCCAAAUUCUGGCGAUUUGGCAGGAGGGAGGCACCGGCCAGCUGAGCGCGUACACGGUCUUCAACUACCUCCUCGGCUCCCUCACGCGCAUCUUCACGACCUUACAAGAGGUGGACGACAAGCUCAUCUUGUACGGAUUCGUCGCUGGGUUCGCAUUGAACCUGGUCCUGGCGCUGCAAAUGCUCUACUACUGGAACACGCCGUCGGCCAAAGUAAAGGGCAAGCAAAAGGAGGUCCCCGUUCAAGCGCCCUCAUCGGCCACGACAACCUCGAUACCGAAGAGCAAGGGGCCGACAACUCGUCGCCGUGGGUAA
Chaetomium strumarium is the source of this 855-nucleotide messenger RNA. RefSeq lists its product as uncharacterized. The record is from RefSeq and is a predicted model, not a curated record. NCBI's taxonomy places the organism in Eukaryota, Fungi, Ascomycota, Sordariomycetes, Sordariales, Chaetomiaceae. The transcript has 2 exons. The coding region runs from base 1 to 855 and encodes 284 amino acids.